Messenger RNA from Syzygium oleosum, 1493 nucleotides. RefSeq names its product VAN3-binding protein-like. The record is from RefSeq and is a predicted model, not a curated record. NCBI's taxonomy places the organism in Eukaryota, Viridiplantae, Streptophyta, Magnoliopsida, Myrtales, Myrtaceae. Gene Ontology annotation, biological process: auxin-activated signaling pathway; leaf vascular tissue pattern formation; phloem or xylem histogenesis. The transcript has 9 exons. Bases 52 to 1413 code for a protein of 453 amino acids.
GCCCGACGCUGUAGAAUUCACAUACAGUCCUCAUCUGAAUUUAACCUUGAAAUGGAGGAAGUACGAGGAAGCAAUAGACUUGGAAGAGUUAAACUCAAAACUCAGCACCAAUUGCCAACUUAUACGCAACAGGAGUUGCCGGAUGCAUUCUGGACAGGAAGAAAUGGAUACACGAGAAGAGAGCCACCUUCAUUGUGUUGCCAGUCUCUGGACGUCCUUGGCAGCCCAAUUAGUGCAAUGGAGUAUCUGUCUCGCUCAUGGAGCCCAGCAGCCUCUGACUUCCUAAGCAUUUUCUCAUCAAAUAAUCUGUUAAUUCCUCUAGAGGAUAGCUGCUUUCAAGGAAAGCCUGAUGAGGAGCUAAAUGAGGGUUAUAAAACGGGAGAUCACGAUGGAGAAUCAGAAACCGCGGAAACAAAAGAAAGCACCUUUCUCUGCGAUGUUCAUACUACAAGGAAGCACGCACAAAACUCUGAAAGCAACAGAAACAAUCGGAGUCAAAGCAAACAGAGUGCUGUCAGUAGAGUGGAUAGCCUACGGAUGUUAUUUGCAAUUGAGAGGCCCCACCCAGCUGUCUAUAAGAAGCAUCCGACAUUUGAUCUGAGUAGGCUAAACUUGAAGGACGUAAAGGGAUGGUUAACAGGCAAACCUUUAGCUAGCCUACUCAAGUGGUACAAGGACAGGAAGAAAGAGGAGCUUCGAUUGCACAGAGCAAAAGUAGAUGCCGCCCUAUCUGUUGCACGCUUGGCUGCAGCAAUCGCUGGCAUCACUGGCAACAGCAUCGUAGGCGUAGAUGAUAUCACCUGCCACAAUAGUAGUAGCAUGGUGGCUUAUGACAAUAACAUGGGAAAUGUCCUUUCUUUUGCCGCAAGUCUGGUGGCUGCUGUCUGUGCAGAAGCUGCGGAGUCAGCAGGUGCACCCAGAGACCAGGUUGCCUCUGCCAUCAACUCUGGUUUUGCGAACCAAACACCAGCUGACAUGAUCACACUAACAGCCACAGCUGCAACGUGUUUAAGAGGAGCUGCAACACUCAGAUCAAGAACCAUUGUAAAUUCCUAUCUGGAAGAGACUGAAGAGCUGCUGAAUUCCGGGACUGCAAUGCCAGUAGUCACACCUUCUGGGCAAAAGAGGCAAAGAUUAGUAUCAGUCCAUCUGAAACACAGGCAGCCGUUAUUGACUCUCACAAGAAAGUAUUUUGGAGCGGUUCUCACAUCAAAAGAGUACAGAAUUUUGGAUAUGUCGGAAGAAGUUCAUGAAGCCCGUGGCUACUUCUUGCUCAGCUUACAAACCGAAGGAGGCGAUAUCAAGCUGUUGUUCUGCAAUGAGGAUCAAGCAAUCGUGUGGAUAUCAGCCAUAUCUAAUUGCCUGCACCUUUGUUCCCUCAACAAUGACAAUGUCAAAUUAGAAAAUGAUUAAUGAUGUGUCAUCUCGUCUUUUACGAAGAACAAACGGUGUAUACUAAACUUAAAGCAUAGAAUGCCACGUACUUAUUAAGU